Messenger RNA from Candidozyma auris, 993 nucleotides. It is a transcript of the gene PEP8, whose product is annotated as retromer subunit PEP8. NCBI's taxonomy places the organism in Eukaryota, Fungi, Ascomycota, Pichiomycetes, Serinales, Metschnikowiaceae. The record is from RefSeq and is a predicted model, not a curated record. The transcript has a single exon. Gene Ontology annotation, biological process: retrograde transport, endosome to Golgi; intracellular protein transport. Gene Ontology annotation, cellular component: retromer complex; endosome. Bases 1 to 993 code for a protein of 330 amino acids.
AUGUCACUCUUUUUCAAAGCACCACUAGACAUUGAAAUACGCUUGGACGAUGAGAAAUCUCGAAAGCAUAUUGAACUCAAGUCCAAACAGGGUCGCAUUGAGCUGUUGCCGCUCUUCCGAGAUGGAGAGUCGGUGAAGGGACAAGUAACACUUAGGACGAGAAGUGGGAAAGUCGUGGAGCACGUUGGCGUGAAAGUGCAAUUGUUAGGAGUCAUUGAGUCUCCUUUGGACAAUAUCACGCUGUCCGAGUUUCUCAGUUUGGCGACAGAGCUUGCAGCACCUGGUCACUUGAACAAAGCUGAAACGUAUUCAUUCUCGUUCAGAAACGUAGAGAAGCAGUACGAAAGCUAUAGAGGCAAAAAUGUCACUUUGCGUUACUUCAUUAGGGUUGUGGUUUCACGUAAGAAACAGGCAGACAUCACAAGGGAGAAAGAUCUCUGGGUGUUGCAAUAUGCUGACUCAAUCAAUGACGAGAAUAAUGGUAAAGAUAAAGAUGACACCCACCACAAUGGAACUAAAAGGGAUAAUCUCAGCAGAGACGUGAUUGAAACGAGCGCUGCCAGAUCAAUUGCUACAUCGACAGUGAAAAUGGAUGUCGGUAUCGAGCACUGUCUACACAUUGAGUUUGAAUACAACAAAAGCCGAUUCUCUCUCAAAGACAUUAUAUUAGGUCGCAUAUUCUUCAUUCUUGUGAGGAUAAAGAUUAAACACAUGGAGAUUUCGCUAGUUAGAAGGGAAAGUGUGGGAUCUCCUCCAAAUCAGGUCGUUGAUACCGAGACUAUGGUACGAUUUGAGAUUAUGGACGGUGCUCCUGUGAAGGGUGAGAGUAUCCCUAUUAGACUUUUCUUGAAUGGCUAUGACCUUACCCCCACAUAUAAAGAUGUGAACAAGAAGUUCUCAUCCAGAACGUACUUGCUGUUAGUAUUGAUCGAUGAGGACGGCAGAAGGUACUUCAAGCAAAGUGAAAUUAUUCUUUAUCGCGAGGAUCAAUGA